Messenger RNA from Rotaria sp. Silwood2, 354 nucleotides. The record is from the annotation of a GenBank genome assembly. NCBI's taxonomy places the organism in Eukaryota, Metazoa, Rotifera, Eurotatoria, Philodinida, Philodinidae.
AUGGGCAAGGAAUAUCUUCGCUUCCAUAUUAAAGUGCGCACUGCACUUCAUAUCGAACCAAUAGAUAUUCAUAGUGAAUUAUGCUCUGUUUCUGGUGAUCAAGCUCCAACUCUCAGAACGGUUGAAAGAUGGUCACAAUCGUUUCGUGAAGGUGAAGAAGAAGUCGAAGACGAACUACGAUCUGGAAGACCUAUAAGUACGACAACAUCUGCUAAUAUUGAAAAAGUUCGAAACCUUAUUUAUGAUGAUUCUUACAGUACAAUAGAUGAACUCUGUGUGCAAACUGGUUUGAGUCAUGGUACCAUCGAACGAAUUAUUUUUGAUCAUCUGAAACUGGAAAUAACUACUGCAUAA